Amoebophrya sp. A25 is the source of this 4834-nucleotide messenger RNA. NCBI's taxonomy places the organism in Eukaryota, Dinophyceae, Syndiniales, Amoebophryaceae. The record is from the annotation of a GenBank genome assembly.
GGUGGACCCCCGGAACCUGAGAUCCCAUCUGCUCUCGGCGGAUACGGCAAAUGGAUCAUACGAUUUUACAAAUCACAGCGAAAAUUAAGGUUAGUACGUCUAUCUCCAAUGGUUGCAGCAUCCCUGUACGUAGGGAUCCCUCAGUCCUCGUAUGCCUCCCCAUACAACGGAGAGGGAGAUAUUCUUGAGGCAUAUUUAUUCUACUUGAGGGAUCUACUCCACAGGGAAGGUUAAUCAAUUAGGGAGAGGUCUAACAACAGGGUCGGAUGCGCCUUUGGUCAAGAUGCAGGGCGCGCCAUGGAUUGCGAGGUACAACAAGAAAGUCUUCUUGAUUAAGGCGUUUUUUUGAUUUUACUAAAAAAAGGAAUCUACUUGAUUGCGUUGCCUCUCUUCUACAUGAUCCUUUUUUACCCUUCUAAGUAGUCAAUCUACCAAAUAAACCUACAUUCCAAAUAUGUUUUACUAUAUCACCCAAUCCUUAGUACACUAGUCGACUUGACAACCAAGAUGGAAAUGAAUGAUUAAUACAUAGAACAAGGUCAAGAAUCAGGUUGCUCCUCCUCUCGGUCCUCCUCUCCUCUGAAGGAAGCAUGUAAAUGAAAUCAUGCUGCAGAAGUCUUUAACUUGAAGGGAGACGAGGAAUCUUCGGAGAAUGGGCCAGCCUUGUUGGACUUCGAUAAUCGAAUGUUAAGGCUAGUUUUUCGCUAUCCCAUGUGGACUAUGCUCCUGAGUGGGUGGCCCCCUCUGAUUUCAAGGCGCAGCUUCCGAGGGGAAGAGAGGGAAGGCACGACUCACACCGAGUGAUACAUAUGGAAAAACUAGCGCUAAGAAUGAGCGGGAAGGUGCAGCUUGAGCAAACGACCAAUGAGAGGUCAAGGGAAACUUUAGACUCAAAGCAUUGCGCUGUUUUUAUGACGUCAUGGGCAUGGCUACAUUUGGGUCAUUUCCUCGUAUGUAGAUGUUGGUGACGUAAGUGGUACUUCCUGGAAGCCAAUGUUUGAAUGUUGUCCAAUACUCAACCCUGCAGAGGUUGAAAUAAAAAACUGUACUGCUGAUUAGAAUGAACUAGAUGAAUUUGCUACUUAUACUAAAAACCGGGUAGGGGUAUCAGUUCCAUUUGAGCAAAAGGACUAUGAGGCUACAACUUCUAUAUUCAUAGGUGGGGUUGGACGAGAAGAAGAUCUUGCAGAGAUGAAAAAGUAACACAAGUGGUCCUCUCGAGAAAAAGAAAAAGUACAUACACUACACCCCGCGAGUCGGUACAUCAAUCAAUGAAUGAAUCAAUACACCGCCUGGAUGAUCUAAUAUUGGAUGCUCAAUCAAUACACCUCUAAUAUUCUCCUCUCCUGGAAACAGCAAAUCGCUUACUUAGUGGAAACUCGAUUUCGACAGUUAUGGCGGACUUUUUUGAGGUCGAAUCCGUGGCCCCUAUACGAGGACGCUGCAGCAAAGAAGUAUGCGUGUAUUAUGGCUGUAUCAUAGAAAUAGCAAAGAAGUAUGCGUGUAUUGUGGCUGUAUCAUAGAAAUAGCAAAGAAGUAUGCGUGUAUUGUGGCUGUAUCAUAGAAAUAGCAAAGAAGUAUGCGUGUAUUAUGGCUGUAUCAUAGAAAUAGCAAAGAAGUAUGCGUGUAUUAUGGCUGUAUCAUAGAAAUAGCAAAGAAGUAUGCGUGUAUUAUGGCUGUAUCAUAGAAAUAGCAAAGAAGUAUGCGUGUAUUAUGGCUGUAUCAUAGAAAUAGCAAAGAAGUAUGCGUGUAUUAUGGCUGUAUCAUAGAAAUAGCAAAGAAGUAUGCGUGUAUUAUGGCUGUAUCAUAGAAAUAGCAAAGAAGUAUGCGUGUAUUGUGGCUGUAUCAUAGAAAUAGCAAAGAAGUAUGCGUGUAUUGUGGCUGUAUCAUAGAAAUAGCAAAGAAGUAUGCUUGUAUUAUGGCUGUAUCAUAGAAAUAGCAAAGAAGUAUGCGUGUAUUAUGGCUGUGUCAUAGAAAUAGCAAAGAAGUAUGCGUGUAUUAUGGCUGUGUCAUUUAAACGAGCGUGCAGCUCAGCUACAACACGAUGGAGAAGGACUGGAUCAGUCAAACACUUACAUCUGGGUUACAGCCUUAUAUAUUAUAUAGAAAUACUGUCGGUAGACCACGUCUCUACGGUCAUCAUGAACGAUGGCAACAGGGACAACAGCAUGCGUGCGUGUCUUUGGUUAGGCAUGAGCGCUACAUAACCUACAACCUAGCUGCUGUCCUCUCAUCAUCACUAUUUCUGAUUGGUUGCGUUUUUUCAAUACUUCUAACAAACCAUAUAUAUUAUGACUGUAUCCAUCAUGAUGUGAGGAAUGCGGAAAUGUUUUAGGAAAGGACUCCUUCCUAUGACUCCUUCCUAGUACUGUAGAAGGGAGGCUCCUGGAGUAUCGUAUAAUAGCUGCUACAAGUAGCAGGCAUCGCCUUGUGACUCACAAUUAGUAUGUUUCAUCAGCAGGGUUAAAAACAAAGGAAUGCUAGUAGGGGGAGGAACAGUAACUCACUGUCACGUCUUCAAGAAAUCGCCAUCAGAUACCUCAAGACUGAAGGUAAAUGAAUAAAUGAAUGGGAAUCAAAUCUUCUUCGUCUAAGUCUAGCGAGAUUUACACGAAAGACGGUCGAGAGAGGUUGAAAAGAGCCGCAGAGUUCAAGGACAUAGGCGCAGCGAUUACACAGCAUAGCCAGGAGCUUUGUCUUGACGUCCUCUGGUCGAUGUUUCUCAUAAAACAGCAAUACUUUUAAGACAAUGAAUGUAGUUGAGGCUGUAACAAACUUCACAUUCUUCACUAGGUAGUUGUACUUACUUACUGAAUAUAAUUUCAGGAUGAAAGAAAUCUUUUCUGGCUCGUCAAUGGUCCCGAACGCUCACUUCCUCAUAUGUGAGCCCACUCCUAUCCUAUCCCAGGAGAUCAUGGUGACUAUUCAGUACACAUAACGGCCGCUCCACCUGCUCCUCCCGGUGAGAUAGAUAUGUGACGCCGUUUAAUGCGAAUAGAAUAAGUAAUCUUACUCGGUCUUGCAGCCUUAAAAUUUUCUCUAACCAUGCUUGUAAAAUAGACACAUCGACCUUACAGCCUUAAAAGGUUUUCUAAUCAUGCUCGCUGAGGAUCGAAAGGGAAAGAGCAGCUGCGAGGCAAGCAAAGACUAUGGCCAAGAUAGAAUGGUAAGUCCCUUCUUCUAAAAUAGUAGUAACUAGGAAUUUGUGAUAGAAUUAAGGCUCAACUUUCAUUGGUCAUAGAGGUUAGUCACUGAAAUCGAAGAGGGUCCCUCUGAGAGAACAGGGGAAAAUGAAGGGAAAGGGGAGAGCCUUGGAGGAGGUCUCUUCCGUUCAGAGUCAGUGACCAAUGAAUGCUGAGCUUUAAUAGAAACACCCUAUCCUAUCGUAUCCUAUCCUAUCGUAUCCUACAUUCUUUGUAGAGUAAUUUUCUGUAGUAGGGAACUUUGUCCCACUGAGCAUUUUUCUGCCCAGGUAGUAGAGUGGGUGAAUUUACACAUAAUGAUACUUCUGAGUGAUGAUUAUAUGAUCGUUCUGAUUUUUAAGAUGAUUUUGCGGAUCCGUGUACAUCUUCUAUAGCAUAUUCUUCAAGCACUUUUUUAUUGAGUUCUCUGCUUCCAAGCUUAAAACUGUACAGCAACAAGGCACCUAGUACACCGUAUAAGGUCGCGGAAAGAAGUGGGAUCAUGGGUAAAAAUGUUGCUCGUGAUAACACAUGAGGAGAGUAUUCAACACGAGUCUCGAUUAAGUGUAGUGGGGUCACGGGUAAUAAAUAAGUAGUGUUAGUUCAAGUCUCUGUUAGUUUCUAAUUUACAUCUAAAUCUAAGGUCAAAAUCUAAAAAAUCUCAAUUUCUAAUAACUAGGAUGCAGAGGCACGCGGAACGAGAAAUGAUGGAAGUGCUGAUUAAGGGUUACCGAGUUUUUACAUCCCGCACGACGGACGGACCGUCCUUGGCAAGCUCUUUUCUACUCGAAAAAGGCUCGUCCAGGGUGGAUGUUCUGAGGGAUGUAAUUCUACAACUUCUAAGGUGAGUUGACACCACCUCCAGAGAUGAGUUUUCUGGAGGAAGAGGAUGAAGAGUACGCGGACCUCCUAAGGGCUGUGGAGAGAGAGUAUCGGAUGGACGAUGACGGCGACGACAUUGGUGAAGAGUAUGGUGCUUCGCCAUCCUGUGUGCCUUAUGUUCUUGGGAGAAGAUGAUGAACAUGAAACAAUCCCUCUCCCUCAUGCACUUAGGUAGCCCCUAUACCUCACGAAUAGGCACAUCAAUCAAAAAAUCAAUCAUUUGCAGGAUGAAAGAAUGAUACUAGAGAUAUCUUCACUAACUGUAAGUCCCGCCGAUAGACUGGGAGAACUACGCGGGAUGUCAAUGAGUGGAUUGGAGUGGUCAUGGUCCGUGAGUGAUCCGUCCUCGCCUAUAGGAUCUUGAUCUUCUAGUAGAGCUACGCCUAGCGUCCUCCCCUAUAGGAUCUCGAUCUUCUAGUAGAACUACGCCUACAACUCCACUUCCAGACUCUUCUCAGAACUUUUGAGAGUCUGGAGUUGGAGCUGUAGGCGUAGUCCACUUCCAGACUCACUCUCACUCAUUCACUCUCACUACUCACUCUAAAACUGGCGGUCGUGCAAACCACGGGCGCCACAUCCAGACUCACUGGCGGAUGCUGAAACCUCCUCCUCCGACUCUCGUCCUUCGGAGGACUCCGAACUACCCGAAGAUAGCUCUCGUGGCGAGUCCCUGGGUCCAGAGUUGUACUCCACUAGACACGCAAGAAUGUUCAGAAACGCGACAAGAAUAGCAGCGAAACUAUCUGCGCCUUCUGUUGUAUCCUCUUGCC